AUGAGCCAUGCGACCCAACAUAGUUCCCCGAAGAGCGACAUCGACAACAUCAUGGCCCACUUGGAAUCUCGCAAACAUAUUUCUCCAGAUUCGGGUUUUCCAGUAACACUUCAUCCUAAGUUCAACGCCAAGAUCAGAGACCAUGUCCCUCCUGACCCCAUUCGCGACCCGUUCACCCCGCCGAAGGAUCGGGCCUUUCUUGCCGACAAGAAAAAGAAGGCUUUGUUUUCUAUCGCGAAACACGUAGAUCUAACUGAAUCAAUUGGCACUGUACUUGAAAAUGUGCAGCUGUCGCAACUGAGCGGGCAACAACUAGAUGAACUAGCUUUGCUUGUGAAUGAGCGUGGAGUGGUGUUUUUCCGGGAUCAGGACCUGACAACAGAGAAGCAGGUCGAGCUGUUUGAGCACUACGCGCCAUCAUACUCUCUUCUUCGGAUGGAAGAACAUCCUGAUGUAGGCGGAGAUACCGCGUGGGUAUCCCAAUACGGACUCUAUGACGCUCUUAGCACAGCGUACAGAAGAUUCCUUGACGGCCUGCACGCCGUACACACAUCUAGACUGCAAUAUGACACUAUUCUGGACCUCUGGGGCGUGGGACCCAACCGCCCCCCAAUUGACACGCAUCACCCUGCGGUCCGCACCCACCCAGUCACGGGACUGAAAGCCCUAAAUGUCAACCCCGGUUUCGUGACGGGAUUUGCUGAACUGAAGAAGCUCGAGUCAGACAAGCUAUUGGACUUUCUGUCAUAUCAUAUCCACGCCGCUGACGAUCACUAUGUUCGAUGGAAAUGGGCGAUUGGAAGUGUCGCGAUGUGGGAUAAUAGAUGCAGUCUUCACAGAGUGAUCCCCGGUACGUAUAAAGGAGCUAGACGGGGAAUACGGACAACAGUGUUUGGGGAGAAGCCUUACUUGGAUCCUGCAAGCGAGAGCCGUCUAGAGCGUCAAACUCGUGAAAAAAACGAAAUUUUGAAAGAGGGAGAGCAAAAUAAUGAGGACAUUGGGGAUGGGCCGAAAAUUCCAGCUUGA
Molecule: messenger RNA, 1026 nt
Organism: Aspergillus affinis
Lineage: Eukaryota; Fungi; Ascomycota; Eurotiomycetes; Eurotiales; Aspergillaceae
Product: TauD/TfdA dioxygenase family protein
Exons: 6
Coding region: 1-1026 (341 amino acids)
Cellular component (GO): cytoplasm
Molecular function (GO): 2-oxoglutarate-dependent dioxygenase activity
Source: RefSeq, a predicted model, not a curated record